AUGGAAAACAGUGUUGAUAUCAAGAUAGAAAACAAGGGGGAAAGAAACCCAAUAAAGCAGAAUCAACUGAUCAAAGCUGGCAAGAGGUUCUGCAGAGGUGUUGGGUACCUCACUGGAGACAUGAAGGAAUUUGGAACCUGGCUAAAAGAUAAACCUCUCAUGAUCCAGUUUGUUGACUGGGUGCUGCGUGGAAUAUCCCAGGUGAUGUUUGUCAACAAUCCCAUCAGUGGGAUCGUUGUCGUUGCUGGCUUCCUGAUGCAGAACCCAUGGUGGACACUUACAGGCUGUUUAGGAAGUGUUGUCUCCACUUUAACAGCACUUAUUCUGGGUCAGGAUAGGUCAGCCAUAGCAGCAGGCCUGUAUGGCUACAACGGGCUCUUGGUGGGAUUGCUCAUGGCCAUCUUCUCUGAUAAGGGAGACUACCACUGGUGGCUUCUACUGCCUGUAGCACUGGUGUCCAUGACAUGCCCUGUUUUCACCAGUGCUUUAGGCUCAGUCUUCUCUAAGUGGGAUCUGCCUGUUCUCACCUUGCCUUUCAACUUGGCCUUGACCCUCUACCUGGCUGCAUCAGGACCCCAUAACCUCUUCUUCCCUACAAUUGUCAUUCAGCCUGCAACAGCAACACCAAAUAUCACCUGGACAGAUGCUGAACUGCCAAUGCUCCUGCAAUCCAUUCCAGUUGGAGUGGGUCAGGUUUAUGGCUGUGAUAACCCCUGGACUGGGGGAAUCUUCCUGAUUGCUUUAUUUAUGUCUUCUCCUCUCAUUUGCUUGCAUGCAGCAAUUGGAUCAGCAGUGGGGAUGCUGGCAGCACUGAGCUUAGCAACACCUUUUAGCAAAAUCUACUGUGGCUUGUGGGGCUACAACAGCUCCCUCUCAUGCAUUGCCAUUGGAGGUAUGUUCUACGCUUUCACCUGGCAGACACAUUUGCUGGCAAUUGCCUGUGCGCUCUUCACUGCCUACCUGGGAGCAGCAGUGACUAACAUGUUGUCUGUGUUUGGAGUACCAUCAGGAACCUGGGCUUUUUGCUUGUCUGCACUGACCUUCCUGUUGAUAACUACAAACAACUCUGCCAUCUACAAACUGCCACUCUCCAAAGUCACCUAUCCAGAAGCCAAUCGAGUCUAUUACCUGAAGAUGAAGAAACAUCAGAGAUCUUGCUGUGAUGUAUGAAGACCCAAGAAGAGAGAUACUUUGCAGGUUUUAAGGCAAGAGAACAAGGU
Nestor notabilis (Kea) is the source of this 1220-nucleotide messenger RNA. RefSeq names its product solute carrier family 14 (urea transporter), member 1 (Kidd blood group) (gene SLC14A1). Gene Ontology annotation, biological process: urea transmembrane transport. The transcript is spliced from 8 exons. Gene Ontology annotation, molecular function: urea transmembrane transporter activity. The record is from RefSeq and is a predicted model, not a curated record. Bases 1 to 1170 code for a protein of 389 amino acids. Gene Ontology annotation, cellular component: membrane. NCBI's taxonomy places the organism in Eukaryota, Metazoa, Chordata, Aves, Psittaciformes, Psittacidae.